AUGCAAGUUGUCUGUCUGGGACUCCUCCUUUUCACUCUGGCCUGGGCAGCACCAACAUUUCAACCACAAACUGAGAAAACUAAGCAAGGCUGUGUGGAAGAACAGAGGAUAACGUACAAGGGCCACCAUGAGAAACAUGGGUCUUAUAUUUAUAAGUAUGUUUACACAUCAUCUGGGAGGAAAAACCAAACUGAUGUGAAGCAAGAAGAAAGGAACAAAGACAAUAUUGCUCUUCACCAUUUGGGCAAGAAAAGAAAACAAGAGGCAUUUCCUAAAGAAAACAUUGUCCAGGAGAGAGAUAAAAACUUCUCCCUUUACGAAGCCAAUGAAAACAACCAAAGUGGUGAGCCCCAAAAUCUUUUUGCAAAUAGUCAGACACUGAAUGGGGAUCACAACAAUAGCAACAAAGAGAAUGCCCAGAGUGACCUAAGCAAGUCCAUGUAUCCUGCAUUCCCCGGGAAUAAGAGGGCUGAGAAUGGAAGCCGUGCUAUCAGCGAACUACAUGACCAAGAAGAAUAUGGUACAGCUCUUGUCAGAAAUAAUAUGCGACAUAUAAUGGGGCCAGUGACUGCAAUUGGACACUUGGGGGACAGAAACAAGAAGAAGAAACUUAGGACUGUUCUAAGCAAAAUCCCAGCUGGUGUUAACUAUGCUGAUGCCUCCCCAAAGGCUAGGAAGAAUCAUCAAAGAGAUGCCCAAGCCCAGACUAUCCCAGUAAAACGCCGAAGCAUCCAUCAGAUCCAACGCAAUACUGACUAUCUAAAACAGCUCCCAAAAGUCAAAAAAAUCCCCAGUGAUUUUGAAGGCAGUGGUUACACAGAGCUUCAAGAGAGAGGGGACAACAAUAUCUCUCCUUUCAGUGGGGAUGGCCAGCCUUUUGAGGACAUUCUUGGUAAAGGAGGAGCUACUGUUGUUCCUGACCUAGACCAUACAGAUGUUCAAACAGGGUUUUCAGGUCCAAGUGAAAGUGGAACUCCUAGUCCUGACACUAUGGGGCCAAGUUAUAAUGAGAUCCCAGAGAAAGAAGAAGAUGGUAGAAAUGGCAUUGGAACCAGGGAAGCAACAGCAAAAGAGGCAGCUGCUCCUGAAGUUAGGCUGGUGGAGGGCGGCAAUGACAUCAUCGGCAGUACCAAUUUUAAGCAACUCCCUGGGAAAGAAGGAGACAGUGUGGAUGCUGGCAGUCAAAAUGCUCAUCAAGGGAAAGUAGAGUUUCAUUACCCCCAUGGACCCUCAAAAGAGGAAAGAAAAGGAGGCAGUGGUGGCACAAUUGAGAGUACUAAUUAUAAUGAAAUUCCUAAAAAUGGCAAAGGUAGUAGUAGAAAAAGUACAGGAGGUUCUACUAGGCACCAAGUAAGUGUGAAUGAAAAACAAAGAUUUUCUGCUAAGGGCAAAAGUAAGGACCCCCUGAUUCCUUCUCGUGGUGUUGAUAAUGAAAUUGAAAAUGAAAUAGGUCCCCACAAUGGCCCUGAUAAUGAGGGGAACACAAUAACACACAGCAGUGGCAGAAAAAAUCAUUAUACACCCCAUGGACAAAAUAAUUCUAUUCAGAGGAAAGGCAUGUUGCAAAGGAAAGGCUCCUGGUAUUACAGAAAACCCCAGUCCAGGGGGAAUGUCAGGUACCGUAGAAAGGAUGAUAGUAGUGAAUCAUCUGAGAGUGACAGUUCCGGUGAGAGUGACGGUGACUAG
Messenger RNA from Choloepus didactylus (southern two-toed sloth), 1686 nucleotides. It is a transcript of the gene MEPE, whose product is annotated as matrix extracellular phosphoglycoprotein. The transcript is spliced from 4 exons. Bases 1 to 1686 code for a protein of 561 amino acids. Gene Ontology annotation, biological process: biomineral tissue development. Gene Ontology annotation, cellular component: extracellular matrix. Lineage: Eukaryota; Metazoa; Chordata; Mammalia; Pilosa; Megalonychidae. The record is from RefSeq and is a predicted model, not a curated record. Gene Ontology annotation, molecular function: extracellular matrix protein binding.